Messenger RNA from Thlaspi arvense, 312 nucleotides. NCBI's taxonomy places the organism in Eukaryota, Viridiplantae, Streptophyta, Magnoliopsida, Brassicales, Brassicaceae. The record is from the annotation of a GenBank genome assembly.
AUGGAGGGAGACGAGCUGAUGCUAGAUCUGUUCGUGGACAGUUUCUGGUACGGGGAGAACACACAGGGGCUGACGGACCACCUGCUGAUCGCGGUGCAGGUUCCUCCGACUUCAUUGCUACAAGUUGGAAACGGAGCGCGUGGAAUUUUCGAUCGAGAAGCUGUACACGUCGGAGGAUUUUAUCAAGAUGACGUGGAGGAGGAUGCAGUUCUUGGGAGAUGUAUUGAAGCGCGGCUACAAUUUCAUCUUCACGGCCCGCCUGCCAUCGGCUAUAAUUUUGGGUCACCCUCGCUUGCCAAUCAGCCUCUUUAA